This is a messenger RNA of Caenorhabditis remanei, 690 nucleotides long. RefSeq lists its product as uncharacterized. The transcript is spliced from 3 exons. NCBI's taxonomy places the organism in Eukaryota, Metazoa, Nematoda, Chromadorea, Rhabditida, Rhabditidae. The coding region runs from base 1 to 690 and encodes 229 amino acids. The record is from RefSeq and is a predicted model, not a curated record.
AUGGUGGUGGAUGCAUUAGUUGAAGACGAUGAGUUUGGAGUGUUGGCGGCGGAAGAGAUGAAUGCAUAUGCAUGCUGGAAAAGGAGAAACAUAAAGAAGCGGAUGUGUGUGACGAAAAAGAAACAAAACAGCGUUCAAUCGAAGAAUUCUAUCGGUCCGAGGGCUACCGUAAAUGCGCCGACGCCGGCGAUCACACCGGUCACUCAAUCGACUACGGCUCAAUCCGGUACGAAAGGAAGCAAGUCAAAAUUGGUGCCAGUCGAUGCUAAGGAUCCACAAAACGGAAAACCCGCGUCGCCAGGAUUUAUCCGAAAUCUAUUCCAGAAGAGUAAGAUGAAGCAAGUGAGCGAAAAUGAGAAGAAAUCGGAGAAGCAGGAGGAGAAAGUAUCCCAUAUAAAGAAAAUAACUGAAAGAGCCACCACAGUGGGUCGUGGACCACCCGUAGAUCCACCCGUGAAACGCGACGCGAAACGAGUGCCAGAUGGCUUCAAAUCUGCCAAAGACUCUAAAUACGUGACACUUCAAGAGCUGGUUCCAGUCUUUGAGAAGGCGACGUUGAAGGGAUUCAAUGAUAGAGGCGGCAGUAAUGAGAAGACACUGAAAGUCGAACCAACUCAACCGUCGUCUGGAGACGACCAGAAGAAGAAGAAGAGCGGGGAGAAAUCGAGUGGGGAAGGCAUCAAAGAGUGA